This is a messenger RNA of Suncus etruscus (white-toothed pygmy shrew), 786 nucleotides long. Its product is annotated as RNA transcription, translation and transport factor protein-like. The record is from RefSeq and is a predicted model, not a curated record. Gene Ontology annotation, molecular function: RNA binding. Lineage: Eukaryota; Metazoa; Chordata; Mammalia; Eulipotyphla; Soricidae. Gene Ontology annotation, biological process: tRNA splicing, via endonucleolytic cleavage and ligation. Gene Ontology annotation, cellular component: tRNA-splicing ligase complex.
AUGGCCAAGUUCAAGCUGAACCUGAGGGUUUCAUUCUGCACAAAGAAUGCUCGGUGCCAGCAGGACCAGACCCCUGCGGCCUUCAACUGCAACGAUGAAACAGAAUUUAGAAACUUUAUUGUUUGGCUAGAAGACCAGAAGAUCAGACAUUACAAGAUUGAAGAAAGAGGUGAUUUAAGAAACAUCCACAGCAGUGAGUGGCCCAAGUUCUUUGAAAAGUAUCUCAGAGAUGUUAAUUGUCCUUUCAAGAUUCAAAAUCGACAAGAAGCAAUUGACUGGCUUCUUGACUUAGUAGUUAGACUUGAAUAUGGAGAUAAUGCUGAAAAAUACAAAGAUUUAUCUCCUAAUCAUACAAGAAACUCUGACAAUACAGCUAAAAAUGCAGAACCAUUGAUCAAUUUGGAUGUAACUAACCCUGAUAAGGCUGGUGUCAUGGCUUUGGCCAAUCUUCUUCAGAUUCAGCGUCAUGAUGAUUACCUGGUAAUGCUUAAGGCAUUCGCAUUUUGGUCCAGGAGCCUGACACAGGAUGCAGUUGCUAAAGCUUAUCAAACAAAAGAGGGCCUGCCUGUUACUUUAGAGAAGCAUAUUCUCGGUUUUGACACAGGAGAUGCAGUUCUUUAUUUAUUUGUUCUUAAUAAAACUGCUCAAAUUCUGCGAUUGCUGCAUAUAGAAGAGCUACAGACAAAAAUUAAUGAAGACUUAGUAGCUGUUCAGGCAAUUAUUGCCUAUCCAAAGAUAGACCACAGACUGGAAAAAGUUGGAAGACAAACAUUUAUAGGAUUUUAG